AUGUUUAAAAAAAUUCACCUCAGCUUGAAGAAAAAAGAAAAGAAGGACAUGCAUUUACACAAAUUAAAAAAGAUAUAUUCUCAAUUAAAAGUUAUCCGAUAUUUUAUGUAUAUACAUAAUGAUGAAAUUAAAUAUAUUUUUAUUAAGUUGUUAUACAAGAAACUUUUUCACUCGAAAACCAUUUCUGCUAUUAUAAUAGAUGACCUGACCUUGUUCAUAAAAAAAUGUAGGGACAAAGUUGUAAUUGAUGGAAAUACAAUAAGUGAAAAAUCUGUUUUAAAAAAUUCUCAAUGUGAUGAAGUAUUUAGUAUUUUAAAUAUAAAGACUCAAUUAAAUAAUCAUUUAACGUUUUUAAUUAAAAAAAUUAGAAAUUCUUCUUUGGAAAAAGAGGGAAGUUAUAAGAAAGAUUAUGUCUUGAAAAACUAUGAUACGAAGAGAAACAGACAUAUUUUGUUAGGUGUAAUUAAAUGGUUGUUAUAUAGCUAUCGAAAGAGGGAAAGGUCAAAAGUGAAAAGGGAUAUCAGAGUAACUGAAGAGGAAGAUCGAAUAAGCGGAAGGCGGCUCAUCUGGAUGAGUAACAAAAACGACGGUUUUUCUCCGUCAUAUGGGCAUAAAAUAAGUGGUAGGAAAAAAAUGAGUAAAAAUUACCUGAAUGGAUACAGGAUAAAUAACAAAAUAGGAAAUACAAAAAUUUUAAUGGGAGCGGUAAAAAGUAAUUUAAAGGUAAACAAAAAAUGUUCAAGAGAAAGGAGUACUACAUGUUUAAGAAAUAGUAACAAGGAUUGCUAUUUUUCUAUGGAGAAAAAGAAUAUAACAGCAUGCUAUCCGUACCUCUCAAAAUGUACGGAUCAUGAUGUUUUUUCUGGUAAUUUAUACCAACAUGCUCUUUACCCUGUUAAGGUAAAAAAGGAGUUGAAAAAAGCGAACAUCUCCGAGUUUUAUACAAACAGUAUUAAUUUAAAAUCUGACAAGUGCUACAUUCCAAAUGAUAAUAAUUUUUCGAGUAAUUCUUUUUUUAAAAUUUUACUUUCAUGCAAUGGUAAUGGUUAUCUCUUAAAUAAUAAAAAAAAGCAAAAUAAUGUGGUUGUCAAUGGAGAGAGAAAACACUUCAUAUAUGGUAAGAACUACCUUGACAGAAAAAUUAGUACCACAAUGAACAUAACAAGUAAUAAAAAAUUUUUUAAAAAAAUAUUUAUAAAAAGCCUAGAAUGUACAAGUCAUCCAUAUAUAUAUAACUUGAACUGUCGCACUUGCCACUUUAUAUGUUCAAUCAACAAAACUUACAGUAUUAUCAAACGUAUAAAAUGUAUAGAGCCAUGUUGCAAUAUUGGCUGUAAAAAGAUUUUCAAAGAGUGGGUUAGCAAUUCUUUUAUUUUAAAUUCAGGUAAGGGGAAAAAUUGGCAUAUUCAUCCGAGGAGGUACAAGAAAGAGUUGGAUAAAAACGGUAAAAAGGGAGGAACAGAAAAAAUGAAGGAUCAUACUGAAGGAAGAAAAAUCGAUAGAAGUGAAUUCCCCGCUGACUGGGCGGAUGAAAGAAGCGAAAAUAGGGAAGAAUACAUGGCAGAAUAUACAAGAAAAUAUACGAUAAAAAAGACGUGUAAAAAGAUGAGAAAAAAUACUGGAGAAUGUGAAAAAGUUCAUAUAAGCCCACACACCAGCAACAGCAAUGAUAAGAAGAAAAUAAAUUGUACGUUGAAGAAAAAUGAAAACAAUAAGAGGAGCUCAAAGAAUGAACACGAAACAGUGGAAGCAUAUUUAAUAAAUUUUUGCAGAAUUAAUAGUAACGACAGCUUAAUAGAAGUAAAUCAAAGGAUAAACGGAAGGGAAAUCGACAGAACGAACGAAAGGGAAGUCGACAGAACGAAUGAAAGGGAAGUCGACAGAAUGAACGAAAGGGCAAACGAAUGGACGAACGAAAGGGCAAACGAAUGGACGAACGAAAGGGAAGUCGACAGAGCGAAUGAAAGGGCAAACGCAUGGACGAAUGCAUAUAAUGAAGAACUGAGUUAUAGCGAAUUGGAUGUAUACAUGGGAGAGUACAGAGAAGGUCUAGGGGGGUCCUCUAUGAUGGAUGAUAUCUCAGAUAUGCAACCAAUACAUUUAGCAACAAAAGAAGGUAACAUUGAGUUAGUAAAAACAUUUAUAAAGUCAGGCACAUAUAUAAAUAGUAAAACAAGAAUAAGAAAAUUUACACCAUUACAUUUAUCAGCCUCGAAAGGUGAUAUCGAUUCAGUUAAAUUUUUAGUUAGUAAUAAUGCUGAUAUAAAUGCAUUGUCAUCUGAUAAUGAAACUCCCCUAUGGUGUGCGUCUAUAUCAAAUCAUUUAGAAGUUUGCAAAUAUUUUCUAGAGAAUGGUGCAUUAGUUAAUUUAAAUUUAGGUAAAAAAUAUGACUCCCCUUUACAUGCUGCAUGUAUGAUGGGUAACUUUGAUAUUGUAAAAUUGUUAACUGAAAAAGGAGCAGAUAUUACAUGCUUGGAUUUAAAUUUAUUGGAACCACUUCAUUAUGCUUCCUUUGAAGGGCAUAAAGGUAUUGUGAAAUAUUUAAUUUAUAAACAAAUUGAACAAUCAUUGAGUAAAAAAAUGGAAGAAAUUGUUAGCAUUAUGAAAAAAUAUAAUGUAUACAUCAAAAAUUUAGAAAUGCAUUAUUAUUUGAAAUAUAAAUCUAUUUUUAAAAAAAGAAUAACAAGUAAAGCAUUAUGUUGUGCAAUAACUUCGGGAAAUUAUAAAAUUGUUGAUGUUAUUUUAAAAAAAGGAGCUGACCCAAAUUAUUUUGAUGCACGCUUGCAACUAUUUCCAAUUCAUGCUGCAUCCAUAACUGGCAAUAUCAGAAUAUUUAAAAGUUUAAUACAAAGAGGAGCAAAUGUGUUUAUGAGAACUACCUGUGAUAACUUACCCAUAGAUCUUACAGAAGAUAACGAAAUUAGACAAUUUACUUUGCAAUACUCAAGAAAAAUUAAUUUAAGAAAUGCCUGGAUUUUAAGGAUAAAAACAAAAACUCACAUUUUUUCACUUUUGACGUAUGACUCCUUUUACCAUCUUUGCACUUUCUUUUAA
Molecule: messenger RNA, 3054 nt
Organism: Plasmodium malariae
Lineage: Eukaryota; Apicomplexa; Aconoidasida; Haemosporida; Plasmodiidae
Product: ankyrin, putative
Exons: 1
Coding region: 1-3054 (1017 amino acids)
Molecular function (GO): protein binding
Source: RefSeq, a predicted model, not a curated record